AUGGCUGCAGCUACGCCCGACCUGACGGCCAAAUGUAGGCUCCUUGAAUUGAGUGUCAUCUCCUCGACGAGCAUCUCCAAUCGCACGACAGCCCUGAUCGCACACAUCAAGUCCACACCAGCCGACGAGAAACCCGCCGUUGUUGCAUUGAAGGCCAAAGCACCCGUCGCCAACAAGCUCAUCAGUAUCGUCGAGAUUGCAAAGAGAGAGUUGAAAGAGGCUGGCACCAACAUCUACCAAUACAAUGCUCUCGGCUCGGAAUUGAUCGAAUCAAAGCCUGCCACCAAGGACACGACCGACGAUGCUGCUCUGCCCGACGAAGAGCCCGCCUUUCAACAUGUUGAGCAGAAGACAACUGUCAGAAACGUCCCUGUCAUGACUGCAUAUCUGAGUCUAGUGCCCAUCAAGGAACUACGUGAUGCUCAUGGUGAACAAGUCGGAUGA
This is a messenger RNA of Aureobasidium subglaciale EXF-2481, 444 nucleotides long. RefSeq lists its product as uncharacterized. The transcript has 2 exons. Bases 1 to 444 code for a protein of 147 amino acids. Gene Ontology annotation, molecular function: nucleic acid binding. The record is from RefSeq and is a predicted model, not a curated record. Lineage: Eukaryota; Fungi; Ascomycota; Dothideomycetes; Dothideales; Saccotheciaceae.